Nerophis ophidion (straightnose pipefish) is the source of this 1313-nucleotide messenger RNA. Its product is annotated as S-arrestin-like. Bases 144 to 1313 code for a protein of 389 amino acids. Gene Ontology annotation, biological process: G protein-coupled receptor internalization; signal transduction. Gene Ontology annotation, molecular function: G protein-coupled receptor binding. NCBI's taxonomy places the organism in Eukaryota, Metazoa, Chordata, Actinopteri, Syngnathiformes, Syngnathidae. The transcript has 15 exons. Gene Ontology annotation, cellular component: photoreceptor outer segment; photoreceptor inner segment. The record is from RefSeq and is a predicted model, not a curated record.
AGCUUGUGUGUGUGUGUGUUAAUAACCAUCUUGCUGACCAGGUGUCAUGCGCGCGUGCAUGUGUGUUUAUAAGUCCAGCUGGCUCACAGUGAUCAGCUCAGUCUUCAUCAGCAGCAUUAUCAGGUUGAUACGCGCGAGUCAACAUGAGCCCCAAUCGAGUCGUGUUCAAGAAAACAUCUCGCGACAAAUCUGUGAGCAUCUACAUGUCCAACAGAGACUUUGUGGAUCACUGUGAUCAUGUGGAUCCAGUCGACGGCGUGAUCGUCAUCGAUCCUUCUCAGCUGAGAGGAAAAAAAGUCUACGUGAUGAUGUCGUGCACCUUUCGCUACGGCCGCCAGGACGUGGACGUGAUGGGCGUGGCUUUCAGGCGCGACCUGUUCUUGGCCACCCGGCAGGUGUACCCCGAGUUGCAGGACAAGGACCAGCUGACUCACACCAGAGUUCAGGAGAAGCUGCUCAGGAAACUUGGUGACAACGCCUUCCCCUUCUUCUUGGAGUUUCCUGACAACCUGCCAAACUCUGUCAGUCUGCAGCCAGGACCUUCAGACGUGGGAAAGAAAUGUUCGGUGGAGUUUGAGGUGAAAGCGUUCUGUGCGGAGAAGCGGGACGAGAACAUCAACAAAGAGAGUUCAGUUUGUCUCACCAUCCGCAAGAUCCAGUACAGUCCACCAGACAGUCAGGUGGCACCCGUCGCUGAAACCACCUUCGACUUCCUGAUGUCUGAGAAACCUCUUCAAGUCAAACUGAGUCUGCCCAAAGAGACAUUCUACCACGGUGAGCCGGUCCACGCUGACGUGAAGAUCACCAACUCCUCAAACAGACGCAUGAAAGACAUCAGCUUGUCAGUGGAUCAGGUGACCAAUGUCAUCCUCUACUCCAACGACAAGUAUGUCAAGUCUGUGGCCCGAGAGGAAACAAGCGAUUGUGUUGCACCAGAGUCCAGUUUGGAGAAGAAGUACACUUUGUAUCCUCUGCUGGUACACAACAAGGAACGCAGAGGACUCGCGCUGGAUGGACGCCUCAAACACCAGGACACCAACUUGGCGUCCUCCAGCAUAGUGAGGCAGGAGGUCGUGAAGGAGCUUCAAGGCAUGUUGGUGUCUUACAAGUUGGUGUUGAAGAUGAUGGCUGCAGGACCUCUGGGAUCCAGUGAGGUUUGCGUGGAGCUUCCUUUCAGACUGAUGCAUCCUAAACCCGAAACAGUGCGUCGUCUUCUUCUCAGCGAGUCGGACGACAUUUCCUUCGAGGACUUUAAACGAUCUUUCCUGAGGGGCGUGAUCGGGGAGGACGACGAGUCUCCGAGUGACACCUGA